Arabis nemorensis is the source of this 201-nucleotide messenger RNA. The record is from the annotation of a GenBank genome assembly. NCBI's taxonomy places the organism in Eukaryota, Viridiplantae, Streptophyta, Magnoliopsida, Brassicales, Brassicaceae.
AUGGCUGGCCAAGGUGAUGGUUCGGGUUGUAAUCAGGUCGAGGUUACAUUUGGAGAAUUUGAAGAAGAUUCAACCUCUCAAUGGACUCGAGGAGGUAGGCCAAUCAAAUCCACGGUAAAAGUUCAAGAAAUGCAGUGGACCACAGUGGGUGGGAGAGGAAACAAUGGAAAACGUGGCCGAGGCCGCGGACCAACUCGUUAG